GCGCCUGCAGCCAGCCCCGCUGCCGCUUCCCAGCGCCGGCACCAUGGCCCGGAGCCUGGACAACAUCGACCUGGCUGCGCUCAGGGACCCAGCAGGGAUAUUUGAACUGGUUCAAGUAGUUGGAAAUGGGACAUAUGGACAAGUCUAUAAGGGCCGCCACGUUAAGACAGGACAACUAGCAGCGAUCAAAGUUAUGAAUGUUACUGAGAAUGAGGAGGAAGAAAUCAAACUGGAAAUCAAUAUGUUAAAGAAAUACUCUCAUCACCGGAAUAUUGCAACGUAUUACGGAGCAUUUGUGAAGCAGAGUCCUGCAGGCCAGGAUGACCAGCUGUGGUUGGUGAUGGAAUAUUGUGGAGCUGGCUCUGUAACAGAUUUGGUAAAGAAGACAAAAGGAAACUGUUUCAAGGAGGACUGGAUUGCAUAUAUCUGCAGAGAGGUUCUCAGGGGCUUGGCACACCUUCACACUAAUCACGUUAUUCACCGAGAUAUUAAAGGACAGAACGUUCUCUUAACUGAAAAUGCCGAAGUAAAACUAGUGGAUUUUGGGGUAAGCGCUCAACUGGAUAGGACGAUUGGGAGAAGAAAUACGUUCAUUGGAACUCCUUAUUGGAUGGCGCCCGAAGUCAUAGCUUGCGAGGAGAACCCUGACUCAACUUACGAUUACAGAGUGAGUCUGGCCCAGUGGGGUCUCACCUCUAUAGAAAUGGCAGAAGGAGCUCCUCCCCUCUGUGAUAUGCAUCCCAUGAGAGCGCUCUUCCUCAUUCCACGAAACCCGCCCCCAAAGCUGAAAUCCAGAAAAUGGUCCAAGAAAUUUCUUAAUUUUGUUGAAAGUUGCCUCGUUAAAAAUUACUUGCAUCGUCCCUCUACUGAGACUUUGCUUAAGCAUUCCUUUAUUCGAGACAUGCAGAAUGAGCGGCACGUGCGCAUCAUGCUGAAAGACCACCUGGACAGGACCAGGAAGAAAAGGGGAGAGAAAGAGGAAACAGAGUAUGACUACACUGGAAGUGAGGAAGAAGAUGAUGAACUGGAUGAAGAUGAAGGAGAACCAAGCUCUAUAGUUAAUCUCCCCGGUGAAUCGACGCUCCGCCGUGAAUUUCUGAGGCUGCAACAGGAGAACAAAAAUCGGUCUGACCCUCAUCGACAGCAGCCGCCACUGAAGGACCAGGAGAAAUACAAAAAGCAGCUGCUGGCAGAGCGACAGAAACGAAUCGAGCAACAGAAAGAGCAGAGGAAGAGGCUGGAGGAUCAUCAGAAGAGAGAACAAGAGCUCCGAAAGCAGCAAGAAUGUGAGCAGCAAUGGCCAGAGAUUAAGGCAGUUCAGCGGAGAGAUGAGAAGUAUGAAGAUGACCCCAGAAUUGUGGACGAGGAAAUGUGCAAGGGGGAUGGGCAGAGGAAACUAGAAAGAAAGCAGAAGAAGGCGGAAGACGUGCAACCCAGUAAGAAGUUACAUCGGACUCUGCCCAAAGAUCAGACCCAACUGCUGUCUCUGCAGCACGACCACAGGCAAAAGAAGAAAGAGCUUCCAAAGAGCUCGAGUUCAGCGGCACCACCUCUGCCAAGCUGUACAAGCAAAGAGGCCGAGGACAGAAAGAAGAAAAAUGAAGGGGUGAAGGCUCCUCUCCACCGGGUAGCCGUUCAUGACCACGAAGCCACGCCACAUGCCAGACUAGGCUCUGGCAGUAGUUCUAGUCCUUGCACCCCAGCUUUGCAAAGAGCUGUUCUUGCACAGAGUGAAAACCUCCGGACUAGUAGAGACAUUUGCCACAGCAGUUCACUGUCAGACAUGGUGGGAACACCAAUGAGCCUAGGACAGGAUGAUGUGUUCUGGAGUGAAGAGCAGCCUCCAAAGGUUCCAGAAAGGACAACCUCCAAAUUUUACAGCAGGGAUCAUCUUGGCCAUCAAAAAGGUCCUUCAAGCAACGUGCACCAGGCAUCCCCCGGGGGACGUGCUCUGAAACUAAGCAGCAACAGCAGCAGCUCUCCUGGAAGCAGGCAAGGGGCGAUAGGAGCUCAUCUCAGCAAGAGAUCAACCUCAGGAUCGUCCAAGGCAGAGAACCCACCGUCCCAGAACCGGCGACCACAGUGCCAGAAGUCUGAAAAUGCUCCUCACCCUGCCCAGUUUUCAAGUCCAGCCUUCUUUGCCAAGGGGAAAGACGGUGCCAACUCGUUCUCCACGGCAACAGAAUAUUCUUCGUCCAGCGAUGAACUGGUCAGCAGUGACGAUGACGAGAUGAUUCACACCAGGCAACUGCUCAGUAAUGGAAUGGCAGAUUUCUCAAGGACAAGAGUUCCAGAUGGAAUUGAACUGAAACCCCAAAGCAUUGUGAUAGAACAGAAGAAUCAUAUUGCAGGGAAACAAAGCUGUAGCACCAAGGAAGGACUCUGGAGCAUACAGAACCAGAACUAUCUCCUGCCUGAUCUCCUACAGCAAAGCCAAAUUUCAGACUCCUCAGCAAACCAGCAAAAAGUUACCCAAAAUAGUCAAGGAGCUCAGAAUAAAUCCACAUCCAGUGCUGAAAGUACGCCUUCAAAGGGCAGUUCAUCAUCUACAACAUCCUUUACUCCGUUCAUAGAUCCCAGACUACUACAAAUCUCACCUCCCAGCAGUCCAGUUGGACCUACUUGUAACUCUCCAUCUAGCCCCAAACUAGAGCCAGUUAGGAGACAGAAUGCAAGGAAAGGCUCUGUUGUCAAUGUCAACCCGACAAAUAUCCGGCCACAGAGUGACAGUCCAGAAAUUCGCAAGUACAAGAAGAAAUUCAAUUCUGAGAUCCUGUGUGCUGCUCUGUGGGGAGUGAAUUUACUGGUGGGGACAGAGAAUGGGCUGUGGCUGCUGGAUCGAAGUGGACAAGGAAGGGUUUACUCGCUGAUCACAAGGAGACGAUUCCAGCAAAUGGAUGUUCUGGAAGGACUCAAUGUGCUAAUUACCGUAUCAGGGAAAAAGAAUAAGCUGAGGGUGUAUUAUUUAUCCUGGCUGAGGAACAAGAUCUUGCGCAAUGACCCGGAGGUGGAGAAGCGGCAAGGCUGGAUGUCCGUGGGAGACCUGGAGGGCUGCGUGCACUACAAAGUCGUGAAAUAUGAGAGAAUCAAAUUUCUUGUUAUUGCUUUGAAAAGUUCCGUGGAGGUGUACGCUUGGGCUCCAAAGCCCUAUCACAAAUUUAUGGCUUUUAAGUCAUUCACUUCGCUUCAUCACAAACCAUUGUCAGUUGAUCUGACAGUUGAAAAUGGACAAAGAUUAAAAGUGAUCUAUGGCUCGCUAGUGGGAUUUCACGCUAUCGAUGUGGACUCUGGGUCUGUGUAUGACCUGUACUUGCCAACUCAUAUCCAAGGGACUAUUCACCCUCAUGCCAUUGUCAUCCUCCCCAACACCAAUGGAACGGAACUCCUACUCACCUACGAAGAUGAAGGAGUUUACAUUGAUAUAUAUGGGCACUUCACAAAGGAAACUGUUCUCCAGUGGGGGGAAAUGCCAGCGUCUGUAGCUUAUCUUCAGUCCAACCAAGUCAUGGGUUGGGGAGAGAAGGCCAUCGAACUGCGCUCUGUGGAAGCAGGAAAUUUGGAAGGUGUAUUUAUGCACAAGAAAGCCCAGAAGCUAAAAUUUCUAUGUGAAAGAAAUGACAAGGUAUUCUUUGCAUCUGUACAGUCUGGGGGCAGCAGUCAAAUUUACUUUAUGACACUUGGACAAAAUGUUCUAUUCAACUGGUAAAUCACAUCAGAAUGAAAGAUGCUUUGAAGGUUCCCACUAGAUACGAGCAGUGUAAAAUGCUGGAAGGUUAUACACCUGAAUUUGCACUUUUUACCUACAAAAAUCUGGUCAUUAUUAAUUUAUCAAAAUUCAUAUUCCUUCAGUUGUGGAAGAAUUUUAUUCUCUUAUCAAACUAUUGCAUAUAUGCUUAGUUCCAUCUUCUAAAAACAUGGUGCAAAGCAAGACUGAAUUCCAUAGCAAAAGAGCCAUUGUCAUCGAAAAUGUAGCCAAUAUAACUAAUUCCUUGUACUCUGAAAAGUGUACAGUUUCUUUUGCACAAACAUUGUAAUUUUAUUCUUUUGAACUUGAGUAUUUCUCUAUGGAUAGCAAUAUCUAUAUGUAGAUUUAUAGUAUAAAGUACACAAAUAUGUUAUGUGCUGCAAUUCCUCUAGUUUUCAAUUAUUUUUGCUUUUCUCUUUCAAUCAUUUUACCCAGAGGCAAUUAUCCAAGUCCGAGAGCCAGUGAAACACCAACUAUUCACAAAGGGGCUUAAUGCAGACUUUAUUGGUUAGGGACUGAUACUGCCCUGUAAGGCAUGGAUGUGCAUCGCUGUAGAGUUGGUAGAGUCGGCUAGUGUACGCAUAGGCACCAGUACAAUAAUGGAGUUUACAAAUGCAUAAUGCUAACUCCUUAUAUGCCUCCGGACAAGAUUGAGCCAUAGACACAGUUACUGUAGAAUAUAUUUGUAAAAUAUUUUAAAUAGCAAUUUGUCCAAACAUAUAUACACCUGAAGCGUUAUGAGCCUGAUCGUGUUCUACUCACACAAGUAGCCUUUACUCAUGGAAGUUGAUUUCCUUUAGACCGUCCAUAUAUAAAUAUAUAUAUAAGGGUAUAGAAUCAGGGGCUCUGUCUUUGCAUGAUACCCCAUCAGGCUUACAUUUGUUGGCUUGUAAAUAUGGUCUUUCCAAAUCGGAUGUCAUGGUUAACAAAAGAAUUGUUAAUAUAGCUAUAAAAUAUCCACAGAACCAAUUUAUUAUAAAUAGAAGAAAGGCUUAAUUUCAGACCCCCUAUUCUAGAUACUUUGUAAUAAAUCCGCACCCAUUAGUAGCGUUUGAGUGUUUCUAUAAUACAAUGCUGUUCUCAGGGGCUUAGUAUCAUAGACAUGACAGGGUUGAAUUUUAAAGGUUAAAUGCACAAUCGUUAUGUAGCUAAUGUUUGUGCAGUGCUUUGGAAAUGUAAAAGUGCUAAAUAUGAUGACAUAUAAUAAUACACUUAAUGCACGAGAUCUCAGUCCAAAACUGAGACACAGUUUAGACCAAACGAUGUGUAAAAAAGAAAUAUCAUUAACUACAGUAUUUUAAAACGGUUACUGUUUCUAACUUGAAAUGUGUGGGACUGGAAGGGGAAGUGGCGUUCAAAUAUCUAGUCUUCUACCUCUACGAUGAUGACUGAAAAUGGACCCAGAUAGAGAGCAAAUGAAAGAUGAUUUCUUUGAAAUUAAGUUAGUGGUCUUGGGGCCAGGGUUUCACAUAGCACCUCCUUGUGAUGAGCUCUCAGGCCUAGAACUAAAUGGGUGGCAUGGAGGCUGGUCACCUCACUCCUCUCCUGAGGAUGAGCCUGGGAGGUAUGCAGACAGGGUAGCACUGGCAAUGCAUGCACUGCUCUCUGCAAGUUCUUUGACUAACUGGAGGACUGCAGUCUCCGUGGCUAUCAGUCCAGCAUAUUUCAUAAGGAUUAGUUCUUCUCACAUUGUAUAAUGCAGUUUUUAAAAUGUAAAUAUUCCCUUCUCAAAUAUGCAAGUAUUUAUUUACAACAGCAUUUAAAACUAAGGCCGUGCUGAAGAUGAGUGGCCAUUUGCACACCAGAAAGGCCAACUUUGUGCCCAAAUUUAGGCUCUUUUCCACAGUGGGUUGGGAUUGCCAUGCCCAGGCAAACCUCCAUUUAAAUCAGCGAGUCUCUGUGCAGCCACAUGACUCCACUAUCUGCUAUCAAUUGCAGGGUUGAGGCCGUAACUAAUUGCAAAAUUGCCCCCCCCCCAAAAAAAAGUCCUGGGUUUCUGUGCUACUGAACAUUGGGCUCCUUUUGCUCAGCUUUCAAAAAAUAAAGAAAAAGAGAAAAAGUUGCAAGUUAAUAUAUAAAGCUAAUAGGCCAGCAAUGAACCAAAAAUGUAAUUUACUUUUCAUUUUCUUCUGAAAAGCGGAAAUGCUGUGAAGAAAGGACAGAUUUCAUUAUGUAUCCCGCGGGUGUGCAAAGCCUGCUAUCAAAAUGCUCUUGCUCUCGCACAAAUCAGUGAUCCGGGCUGCCCAGUAUACUUCAAAAUGUGUGCUGAUCAUAUCCGCCUCUGCAUUACAUGGGAGGCAUGUGAUUUCUUAACAUCUUGGUGCCAAGAGCUAGAAGGAAGGUUUUCUUGACCGCCAGGGACUAAUUCAAAAGAGUAUAGCACAUAACAGUGGGAGCUUGGAACAUCCCCGUACCAUGACAUUAAAGAAGCAAAUGUGAUUAAACUUUUUUCAUAUUUAUCGUAACAGAAAAAUAUGACAGUAAGUUGACAGUUUGUAAAACUGUUUAGAGCUGUCCCAAAAAAGAAAAGGUUGAGCUUCUGAGACAGAGAAAGCCUAUGGCUACAUUAAGGCUACGUCUACACUGGCCCCUUCUUCGGAAGGGGCAUGCUAAUUUUGAA
Molecule: messenger RNA, 6365 nt
Organism: Pelodiscus sinensis (Chinese soft-shelled turtle)
Lineage: Eukaryota; Metazoa; Chordata; Testudines; Trionychidae
Source: RefSeq, a predicted model, not a curated record